AUGUCACCUGUCAACUUCGAUGCUGCUCUUAACAACGGUAGCUUACAGCAACAACAACAACAACAACAACAGCAGCAGCAGCAACAGAAAGCACUUGUGGGCAGACCAUUAGAUCUGGAAGCUCUCGACGAGGUCAAGACCAAGAUUGGGCAAAUCGAUAUCUACGACGCGCUAUCCGAAAAUGAAAGCGAUGUCGAAGUUUACAAAGCCACAUUCAAGUUUUCAAAGAAUAUCGCCAAACCGCAAGAGGUCAUAACUGGUCGACCAGGUCCCAACCUGCAGGCCACUGAUAAUUUGAAGGAAGUCGCGAAGGCUACGGAAACCGAAUGCGUUUUGAAAGGACGGGAAAUUCAUAUCGAAGGAUAUGAUAAGGAUCAAGUUGAAGAUGCUGUGCAACGCUUCCAAAAUAUCCAGACUCUCUACAAACGUGGCCGUCGUCCAGUCGACGUUGUACCGUGCGUUCACUACCCCACCAACUCACCUUACUAUGGCUUGUAUUUCUGCAACUUGAACCGAUACGCGCAAAAAGAAUACGUCGACUUGCUUUAUUCCGACUCAUUGCGGCCCAUGCACGUUCUCUUGCCAGUUUUUAAAAACCCGGAAACUGGCCAGUUUCAAAAACCAAAGGAUUUGCUUGACGCACCGGCCCGACAAGGGCCUAUGCCACCGCCCGUGCAGGCACCAACUCCUCCUCGGCCCCUUUGGGUUCAACCUCAACAACAGCCUCAGCCUCAACGUCAAACAAUGUCUCACAGUCCAAAUCCUGCCAAUACCAGUACACCCGUAACGCCUGAAGCGCCUCUUUGGGGCGAAAACCGAGGCUUUAUCAAUAACUAUGCUCCACCUUCAUAUACUCCAUCAUCGCCAUCCUCUACCUCUCCAACUACCCCUUCUCCUUCGAAUUCAAUGUCGUAUCAGCAACAACAAAAGCAACAACCUCGAUCGCCUGAGGAAGACUUCCCAGCAUUGCCAGGCGCUCCGCGUAAGGCAUAUGUGCCUGUCAGAGAAGCAUCAGGCCAACCUCAACAACGUCGUAUUCUACGGCUAACGAAUCAAAAAAACACGCCUGAGCCAUCGCAACCCGAACGAUCACUCUUAGAAAUGGCCAAGGAGUAUAACCUGCAUAACAUCCAAACUGCUUUGACGGACGGAUUGGAAGGUUUACGUAGUUUCAAGGGUGAAAUUCGACUAGAAGCAAAGCUUGGCAAGGUGUUAUGGACAAAUCUUUCCAACGAAAUCCAGAAGAAGAUCUGGGAGUUUGGAGAUAUCAAAGACCUUGUUGUCAAAGAGCACGGUGUCAAGCCUGUAUUCAAUGACGUUACAACCGCCUCUGAGGAUAUCAUUGCAACCAUUUCCGAUAUUUUACCCCGACCAUUCAGGCAUACUGGAUUCUUUGAAAUUCAUUGUCAAGCACGUAACCAGCCUGCCCUUGAGUACAAGCCUGUAGUGAUGAUCAUGAACCAAGGCAUUGUUGAACUAAAGAAAGUGAUCACUCGUCAACAAAAGGUCACUGAGAUUGACUGGGUGUCUUUGGAUCGAAAGUUCGACUUUCAGAUGUCGCUAUCUACGCAAGAGCUAUGUCGGGUAGACGUGAAGCCGUACAACACCUUUAUUAAGAAAGUUGCAGUAUGCCCCAUCACGAACCAAAUGACCUUUGAAAACGUUCGCGAUUUUCUGAAGGUCGACCAUAUCCUGCACAAACAGAAGACUGUAUACCGGAUCCACUUCCCGUUUGUCAUUGAAAUUACUCGCGUUGAGCGUGUGCCGCUACGACCUCAGCCCAAUGCUGGCUAUGGCGUUGAAAAGAUUGCAGGGUUGACCGGCAAGGGCCAGGUCUGGUAUGAUCUUCAGGUGUUUUACACAAACCACGAUGAGCCUUUCCGAACCAACUUGAAUAUCACGGCCGGUCAACUGGCGUCAUGGACCGUUGCUGACAUUCUCGGACCAGAAGAGCAACCCCAGGCCUUGAUUGAAUAUAUCAAAUGUCUCUUGGUUCUUACCGAAAAAUGUGAACCCUUGUUCUCAUAA
Molecule: messenger RNA, 2028 nt
Organism: Zychaea mexicana
Lineage: Eukaryota; Fungi; Mucoromycota; Mucoromycetes; Mucorales; Lichtheimiaceae
Exons: 9
Coding region: 1-2028 (675 amino acids)
Source: RefSeq, a predicted model, not a curated record